AUCCGUCAUCGUGGAUCACGGGCGGUUUGGGGCGGCUGGGCAGAGCUCGCGGACGGCCGACGGACGCGUAUAUCGUACGCCGUACGUAGCCGUACGCGAACGUCGCGAACCAGUGUCUUGCUCCGGGGCCCCGGGGCCCGGGCUGUUAGAAAAUCUGGCUGUUGUCUCGUGCGUAACGUCCUCGUCGUCGUCGUCCCAGAGAUUUGUAAUUCGUCCCGUUUCUAGCACAGCUCCGCGUCCCGCGAUCUUAUCUGCCUGCCUCCUCUCAUCUUCCCCACUUAUGAGAAGCAAUACCUCCCCGAACUCGCGUUGGCGUUCUUCUUAGUAUAUAAUAUAUUGAACCAGGUAUCGAUACUUCUGUCAAAUACUUGAUAAUGGAGUCAGGAGUGAUUCAAGAGAAGUCACCCCCUGCGCGUGGCUUGAAGCAAGUAAAGGUGGAUAAUUGGGGAUCGUUUUUUCUUCAACGACUUCAGACUCUUUACUCGGAGGAACAAUUUCUCGAUCUCAAAAUUAAAUUUCCUACAAGUGAUAUUACUGUACAGGCUCAUCGACUUGUGGUGACAACAUGUACAGACUAUUUUAUGCAACUCGAAGAACAGCAAAAAGAGAAGGAUGAAAAUUUUAAUGGUGUAAUAAUUAUGCCUUCAGAUAUGCCUUACGAGUGUGUUAAGUCUAUUAUAAGUUUUAUGUACACUGGACAAUUGGAAUAUUGGACGUCGGAGCAACAUGCUUUGUAUCGUACAGCGCAAAAAAUGAACAUGACGGUCCUAACAAAGUUGCUCGACGCUCAAUUUAACACGAGCAAAAUGCAAGAUGAUAUGGCAAAAACACCUACGCGUCCAGUGAUAGCCGUCUCGAAACCUCCAACUCCAACUACAAAAGCGAUUGUCAGCUCCACCAGUUCGACUACACCGACUUUAUCUGGGCAACCAUUGCCAGGUAGAAAACUUCCCAUAUGGAAGAGAAAGCUGGAUGAAUCUCCACCCAUGCCAGCGAUGAAUUAUGAAGUACGAACAUUCCACAGUGCAUCUUCGAUACAUAAACAGGAAACGACUCCUGGCCCAUCCAGAUUCGAUCUUCCGGAAGCAGAUGAUAUUGCUCUGGGAGUAUUUUCUUCAUUCGAUGACAUUACGUACAAUACAAAGCCUAUUGUUCAAGCAUCCGACAUAGAUAAAAAAGGAAAUUCCUCUCGUAAGCAUUCGCCCGACAGAGAUAGUAAAAAUGAUACAACCGAAGAUGAGGAAGAGGAAAAUCAGGAGAGCGAAAAGAACUUGAGAGACACAAAUUCGGACGAUGAUUGGAGUAUAUCGAAGAAUUACCAGAGAUCUCAAGACGGUCCGUCUAAACGAGUACGUUUUGAUCUGGAGGAAAAAGAAAAUGUGGAAAAGCCUAAGACGAAUCGCCCAAGUACCGAUGAUUCUAUCAACAAUCACGCAAAGAUCAUCAGAGAAGUGUUAAAAAAAUAUCCCCAUUUAGUAAAGAACAAUAAAAAUAUUCGCUUGAAGAUCAUGCAGAAAGAAGCAAAAUCCUCCGACAGUAAUAUUGCUAGCAAAACAAAAGUAUCUUACGUGGUUUUAAAAUCGGACCAUCUGUUGGCCAGCAAUAAUGAUGAAAACGAUUCCAAGUGUAACGGCAGUAUCGACGGCGAGACAGGUCCCUGGAAAUGCAACAAGUGUGAUUUGGACGAGGAAUAUACCAAUUAUUACAUGUAUAGAAGACAUAUGCAAGAUGUGCACGAGGAGAAGUUUGAUCCGAGGGUUUGCGAGCAUUGCGGCUAUAAGGCAACUAAGCGUAACAUUUUGAUGUAUCAUCUUUAUACCAAGCACAACGUGCCGCCGCCGAAGAGCAUGUGCUUUCCGAAAUGUCAGUCCUGUUCGUACGUUGCCUUGUCGGAAACUCUGCUGGUGCGUCACCAAAUAAAUCAUAAUCAUCGGCCUCCUAACCGACAUCACUCCCUACCUUCGGAAGAUAUUCAGUGCAACCAAUGCAAUCAGUCGUUCAAGAGUAUCACCGAACUCACCACUCACGAAUUGAAUAGCGGACAUGUAGGUUUGGCGGAUGGUAAAGAGACCAAGGGCCAUCGUUGUCCAUACUGUGGCAAGGUGUUUGUGCGCGUGACAAAUUUACAAGUACAUCUGGACUGUGCGCAUAAAGAAUUACAGAGAGACACCACCGAGCCUCCUCCGUCCGCGCCGACUAUUCCGUUAGAACCGUCAUCCGAAGCGGAGGCUCUCAGCCAUGUCGCCAGCGGUAUAGCCGCUUCCCUCGGUGUCGGAGAUGCUGAGACUACUCCGGAAACACAGGAAGAAGAAACCAUGGAGAUGGUGAAAGUUACGAAUGAGGAGCAAUACAUUGUGCCAGAGAUGUUGGAUGAUAUGGCACAUAACAUCAAUUAUAGUGAGCACGAAUUGGAGAGCCAGCACAUGAUCAUGUUAGUUAACAAUGAUGAAAGUUAUCAGCAUGCCGAGAACAAUCAUCAUCAACAGCCGCAACAGUUGGAUAUCGCCGAUAAUGAGCAAAUAGUGAUGCAGGGCACGGACGACGGUAUGAUCGUGUACAUUCAUGGUGCUGAGGAGGCCGAUCAUCGAUCCUAUGAGGAGUAUCAGCCCGGCGAGGUUGCACAGGAAACCGAAGAGAUAGUAGAGGAGGUAGUCGAGGAGGUUGAGGAGGUCGAGGAGGUCGAGGAAGAAGUUAUGGAGGAAGUUAUGGAGGAAGAGGAGGCGCAGGAGGUGCCUCAAGAGAUGUUGGAGGAGUGCGCUGAUAAUCAGGUGGAAGAAGUGAUACAAUAUGUCGAAGAACAAACGGAGAUAGUAGAGUACGACGAGGAACAAUGCAGCGAACAGAGCAAUAGUAUGGAUGGGCAACAAGAAUCUGUUAUGAUCAUUGAGGAAGAGCACGUCGAGGGCGACAUGGUAGAGGAAGACAUGGAAGAAACUACUGAUAAACAACAUAAGAAAGUGCAGAGUUUCACUGCUGAAUGGGACGAAGAUAGCGAAGGGCUAACAGAAUCAUGAAUACUGUAAUAUUGUAUUUUUUAUUUGCUUCUGUAAUAUGUUAUUAACUUUCACCAUGGCUAUAGUUUAAUUUUUAAAGCAACACUCUUUAAUGGAAAUUUUCAUUUUAUAUAUCUUAUUUUAUCUUAUAAUCUGUGUAACGUUUGUGUUGAUAGCGGACGGUGAUGCAAACGAGCGCAAUGCAGCCAUACCGACUUUGCCACACAAUAUAUUUAGCAGUAAGCCCACAAAAUUUAAUCAAAUUGCUAUAUUUAGCUGUUUAGGAAGGAGCGGUAUUAUUGAAGACAUCUUAUGAGCUUGUACAUGUGAAUUUUAUCGUUGUGCACCGACACACAUUGAUUAUUUUGUUGAAAAGCAAAUUUGAACAUAAGCUAAAAUAUGUAUUUUACAACAGAAGCGUAAAAUCUCUAAUAAUCUCGAUCGAGAUUGUUUACAGCGGUGGCACCUUUAAGAGUCUAGGAUAAGAAUCUGUAAUGUUUCAAUUUGGAAAGUUUUUUUUAGAUACGUAUAUGCAUAUGUAGCUUAUAUUAAUAAAAUAUAAAUUAAGAUUUAUA
Temnothorax curvispinosus is the source of this 3568-nucleotide messenger RNA. It is a transcript of the gene Cp190, whose product is annotated as centrosome-associated zinc finger protein CP190. Gene Ontology annotation, molecular function: protein binding. Lineage: Eukaryota; Metazoa; Arthropoda; Insecta; Hymenoptera; Formicidae. The transcript has 5 exons. The record is from RefSeq and is a predicted model, not a curated record. The coding region runs from base 375 to 3014 and encodes 879 amino acids.